Messenger RNA from Patella vulgata (common limpet), 3080 nucleotides. RefSeq names its product thimet oligopeptidase. NCBI's taxonomy places the organism in Eukaryota, Metazoa, Mollusca, Gastropoda, Patellidae. The coding region runs from base 87 to 2234 and encodes 715 amino acids. The record is from RefSeq and is a predicted model, not a curated record. Gene Ontology annotation, biological process: peptide metabolic process; proteolysis. The transcript is spliced from 17 exons. Gene Ontology annotation, molecular function: metalloendopeptidase activity. Gene Ontology annotation, cellular component: mitochondrial intermembrane space.
AUGUGCGAAUUCCCUCCACGGCUGAGCUCAAUGCAUUUCUUCGCAGAUGCAUUCAUUUCCAUUUGUUUUUUAACACGUCUCUUUUAAUGACAAUUUGUUUAAAUUUAGUUACUAGGUUAGUUAAAGUAACAUCAAAACUAUUUUUCGUUGACAGUUACGCUUUUUCAGUGAAAAGUCCAGUAAUUAUCAGUAGAAAAAUCAGCUUUACCGGCAUCAACAAAUCUAAAAAAAAAUUUUCUGACAUAGCAAAAAUGGCAAUAGAUGGAAAUAAACUGUCGUGGAAAAUAAACAAUGAUCGAAUUAAAACAGAAUCUAAAGAAUUAAUUGAUGUUACUAAAAAGAUAUAUGAUAAAAUAGGAUCGUUAAGACCGUCAGAUAUAAACUUCAAGAAUGUUAUUAAGGCCCUGGCUGAUAAUGAUUGUUGGUAUGCAGUUAAAAGGAACAAUAUAGAUUUUCUGCAACAUGUUUCACCAGAUAAAGCUUUGCGGGACGUUAGUAUGGAAGCAGAUAAAACACUUUCCGAAUUUGACGUAGAAAUGAGCAUGCGACAAGAUGUCUUUGAUGCUCUUAUUACGUACCUAUCAAAGUAUCCUAAAGAGGGGUCAGAAGAAACAAGACGAUAUGUUGAAAGACAAAUUAAACUUGGAAAACGGAAUGGUCUUCAUUUAUCAAAAGAAAUUCAAGAUAAAAUUAAAGCUCAGAAAAAAAGAAUGAGUGAUCUGUCUAUAGAUUUUGGUAAAAAUCUGAAUGAAGAAAAUACAACUCUAGAAUUUACUGAAGAAGAACUAGUUGGCUUGCCUGAAGAUUUUGUUAAAAGUUUAGAUAAGGCAGAUAGUGGUAAAUUAAAAGUGACCUUGAAAUAUCCUCACUAUUUUCCUUGUAUGAAAAAAGCAAGAAAUCCAGAAACAAGGAAAAGACUUGAAAUUGCUUUCAAUUCUCGGUGUAUGAAAGCAAAUGUUCCUAUAUUAGAAGAAUUAAUCAAACUAAGACAUGAGAAGUCUCAGCUUCUUGGCUUUCCAAACCAUGCCAGUUUUGUGUUGGACAUGAGGAUGGCAAAAUCACCAGAUUCUGUGGCAACAUUCCUAGGAGAUCUUGCCAAAAAAUUACAACCCUUAAAAGAUGCAGAAAUCAAAUUGUUUCUAGACUAUAAGAAAGAAGAGUGUGAGAAAUAUGGUUACCCAUUUGACAAUGUAUUAAACAUGUGGGACUUUCGUUACUACAUGACAAUGGUGGAAGAGAAAAAAUAUGCCGUCGACCAGAAUAAACUAAAAGAAUAUUUUCCUAUGGAUGUUGUUACUAAAGGACUAUUAGACAUUUAUCAGGAAUUGUUAGGUUUAGAAUUUAAGAAAAUUGAAGCAGAAGUAUGGCAGGAAGAUGUUACCAUGUACACUGUAACAGAUAAAGCUACUAGUGAAUUAUUAGGUUGUUUUUAUCUAGAUCUAUAUCCCAGAGAAGGCAAAUAUGGUCAUGCUGCUUGCUUUGGUUUACAGCCUGGCUGUUUGUUACCAGAUGGAACAAGACAGAUAGCUAUAGCAGCUAUGGUAGCUAACUUUACAAAACCUACAGCAGAUCAACCGUCUUUACUUACUCAUGAUGAGGUUGAAACUUAUUUCCAUGAAUUUGGUCAUGUAAUGCAUCAAAUUUGUGCUCAGACUGAAUAUGCUCUGUUCAGUGGUACAGCCGUAGAAAGAGAUUUUGUAGAAGCACCAUCCCAGAUGUUAGAGAACUGGUGUUGGGAGAAAGAACCAUUAAAUCGUAUGUCCAGCCAUUAUAAAGAUGGAAGUGCUAUACCAGAUGAAUUGUUAGAGAAACUUGUAACUAGUAGAAUAGCUAAUGCUGGUUGUUUUAAUUUACGACAAAUUCUAUUAGGAACCUUUGAUCAGACUAUCCAUACUAGAUCUCAGGCUGACACAGCAGCUGUAUAUGAUAAGCUGUGUAAAGAAAUACUAGGUAUAGAUGCAACACCAGAUACUAACAUGCCAGCUACAUUUGGUCAUAUGGGUGGUGGCUAUGAUGCACAAUAUUAUGGCUAUAUGUGGAGUGAAGUAUUCUGUAUGGAUAUGUUUUAUUCCCGGUUCCGUAAAGAAGGUAUAAUGAGUUCUAAAGUUGGUGCCGACUACAGAAAUUAUAUUUUGAAACCAGGAGGUUCUUUGGAUGCGGAGGUUAUGUUAAGGAACUUUUUGGGUAGAGAUCCACAACAAGAAGCAUUCUUAGUAAGCAAAGGUCUGCAAUAAUGAAGACAAUUUUGAACUAUGUUGUUUGUUUAUGAUAAUUUGUUAUUCAGGACAUAAUCAAAUAAUAAAGUUCGAUUUUCAUUACUGAGAACUGUUUUUUUAAACUUUUUAUGUAAUAACGCCAUCGUAAAUGUCUAUUAUUAUCAAUUAUCGAGUGGGCAAAGUCUACCUUUAAAUGUUCUCGUUAACAGUUAGUCCAACCUGUCCAACAAUUCUAAGAUCUGAGAUCGAUAUGUGGUCAAAAUUUGAAUUAUUUAUAUUAGAAGAUACUAUUAUCACCUGGAAAAGUUAGUCCUUAUAUCCAUUCAAAGAGCAUCCUUUCCGCUUUUUGGGCAGUAGGCAUACAUUGUACUAGUAAAUCUAUGUAAAAAAAAUAAAAACAUGCCUGAACUACUGUUACUUCUUGAUUUUAUUUGAAAAUAUUUAGUAAAUACAGGAAUAGACAAUGUCAUGAUCAUUAUUUGAGUGGGAAAGAAAACAAUCUGUUUAAUCAAUUGUUUUGUUUCAUACUAUGAGUGUUUGUCCUCAUUUGAUGUAACGCUUACACCACAAGAGUGAGUUUCCUAAAGUGUUAUUUGUAUUAUAAAUUUAUAUCCUGUUAAAGCUGUAUUCCAUCAGAGAAGGAAAAAUGUAUUAACUUUUAUUUCACAAGUAUAAAAGGAUCUUUUUAUCUGAUUCAAAUCUAAAAUUACUACAAUAUAGACUACAUGUCAUUUACUAAUCAUGAACUAUGACCCAUGACCUCCUGCACCUUAAAGGUUUCAAUUAUGAUGCAAUCUUUCUGUAAUUUAUAUUGGUUGUCAAUCUAAUUAAUUUUCAGCAAUUUUUGAUAAACCUUCACUGUUA